This is a messenger RNA of Indicator indicator, 1321 nucleotides long. RefSeq names its product transcription factor A, mitochondrial (gene TFAM). Lineage: Eukaryota; Metazoa; Chordata; Aves; Piciformes; Indicatoridae. The transcript is spliced from 7 exons. The record is from RefSeq and is a predicted model, not a curated record. Bases 1 to 819 code for a protein of 272 amino acids. Gene Ontology annotation, molecular function: transcription cis-regulatory region binding.
AUGGCGGCGGCGCUGGCGCUGCUGGGCCGAGCUGCGGCCUUGCUCAGCGGCGCGCAGCGGAUCCUCAGGGUUGGCGGCGGCUCAGCAGAGAAGUGCUUUUCCAGGGGAAUCAGCUCGGAGGAGCGCCCGAAGCGGCCUCUUACCGCCUACUUUCGCUUCCUGAAAGAAAACCAUUUAGCUUUUAAGCAGAAAAACCCAGAAAUUAGCAGCUUGGAGCUGAUGAAAAAAAUAGCAGGUGCUUGGAGGGAGUUACCAGCAUCACAGAAGCAGGUUUAUGAGGAAGCACGAAAGUCAGACUGGCAAAGAUACAAAGAGCUGCUGGAUGCCUAUAAAGCACAGCUAACUCCAGCCCAGGCUGCAGCUUUGAAAGAAGAAAGGAGAAAACGACUGGCAAAAAAAAGAUCAGCCAGAGCAAAAAGAGAAUUGACUGUGCUUGGAAAACCUAAAAGACCUCGUAGUGGCUUCAACAUAUUUGUGUCAGAAAACUUUCAAGAAAGCCAGGGAAUUACACCUGUGGCAAAACUGAAGCAGCUAUUUGACACCUGGCAGAAACUGUCCACUACUCAAAAGCAGCCAUACCUGCAGCUUGCUGAAGACGAUAAGGUUCGGUAUGCAAACGAAAUGAAGUCAUGGGAAGCAAAAAUGGUGGAACUUGGACGUGAAGACCUGGUGCGUUCCAAAAGGCAAACCCAGAAACCCAAAACUGCAAAGAAAGCUGCUGAAACUUCAAAGAAAGCUGCUGAAACUGCAAAGAAAGCUCAAACAGCCAAAGCUUCCCCACGGGACAGCAAGGCCAAGUUAAAAAAAUCAGAAGAAUAAAAUGGUUACAUAUUUUGUAUUUGACGCCCUUUGGUUGUCAUAUCUUUCUCCUGCUGUGUUAAUGCUGUGGUGAGCAUUAGCACUGACAGGGCUCACUGGAGAAGUAGAGAAAGGUGAUCAGGUAAGGGAGGAUUUGAUGUCGCUUGGAACUGACUGAAAUAGUCACUGCAGGUGUAGCCUGAGCUGUUCCACAAUAACCAGUUAAUCAAGCUGUGAAUACGUGAUACUGACAGCAGCAGGGCCUUCCAAUAACAGUAGAUAAUAGCCAGCUUUUAUAAGGUAUUUUUUUUACAGAAGCCAGAAUAUUCUAUUAUGUUACCACCUAAAUUCUGUAAAUAAGCUGAAAUCUGAGGCACUGCUGUUGUGUUUUAUUCCCUCCAUGAUAUCAGUAGUGAAGUGUUCUGCAUUUCAACAAAAGAAAUGGAAAACACGACCUUUUAUUUUAUGCAUCUUUUUGUACCCGUCAAUCCGUGUAUACCACUGACAUUGCAUUUCAUUAAAG